UCACAAUGAAGUACAUGGUUGAUUAUGAUUACCAAGAUAAUCGCCUCUGUACAGAACUAUUAAGUCUGUUGUAUACAGGUAAUUCUAAAGCUAUAAUCCUUUCAUAGAUUUCUAAUACACAUGCAAUGUUCACAACGGGAAUUCCUCACUGCUGUUCAAAGGUGGAGUGUCAAAGCCCGGAUAAGAUGCAAAACGUGUUCUUUUCACUGUAUUAUUUGAGCUGGAUCUACCAUGUUCCCACAUUCUAUUCAGGAUUAGUGCAGUUGCAUUACUUAAUCGGUUUAAUCGGCGUUUACUGACAGACUGUCCAAGAAAUAUAGACUGAGAUUCGGAUGGAUGGGCACGUUCAGGGCAAAGGCUAGCCAGGACUAGACUGAAGGUAGUUCCCAUAAGUGAAUGACCUGAACACACAUACGUGGAGGACCUGAACACACAUAAGUGAAUAACCUGAACACACAUACGUGGAGGACCUGAAAACACAUACGUGGAAGACCUGAACACACAUACGUGGAUGACCUGAACACACAUACGUUGAGGACCUGAACAUACAUACGUGGAGGAUGUGAACACACAUACGUGGAGGACCUUAACACACAUCCUGAACACACAUACGUGGAGGACCUGAACAUACACACGUGGAGGAUAUGAACACACAUACGUAGAGGACCUAAACACACAUACGUGGAGGACCUGAACACACAUACGUGGAGGACCUGAACACACAUACGUGGAGAAUCUGAACACACAUACGUGGAGGACCUGAACACACAUACGUGGAAGACCUGAACACACAUACAUUAAUGACCUGAACACACAUACGUGGAGAACCUGAACACACAUACGUGGAGGACCUGAACACACAUACAUUAAUGACCUAAACACACAUACGUGGAGAAUCUGAACACACAUACGUGGAUGACCUGAACACACAUACGUGGAAGACCUGAACACACAUACAUUAAUGACCUGAACACACAUACGUGGAGAACCUGAACACACAUACGUGGAGGACCUGAACACACAUACGUGGAGGACCUGAACACACAUACGUAGAGAACCUGAACACACAUACGUGGAGGAACUGAACACACAUACGUAGAGGACCUGAACACACAUGCGUGGAGGACCUAAACACACAUACGUGGAAGACCUGAACAUACAUACAUGAAUGACCUAAACACACAUACGUGGAGGACCUGAACACACGUACGUGGAGGACCUGAACACACAUACAUAAAAGUGCAUCUGAAGAGCACACAAUGAAGUGAACGCGUGCCUCGAGUGGUUCAAUGAAGAAUCUGACAAUGCUGCAGAGGAAGCCGAGACAAGACCCCGCGGUGCGUGACUUCUUCCAGGCGGUGAGGACGCGGAACCACAAGAAGGUGAGGAUGAUGCUGAAGAACAAGACCGUGCAGGACCCGGAUGUUAGGGACGUGGAGGAUCCGCUGCGACCCACGGCGUUGUUGGUGGCUAGUGAGAUCGACGACGAGGAGACAGCGUGGCUACUGCUGAAACCCAAGAACAAACCAGCUGACGUUAACGCUGAAACUGUUCGAGGGAGGAGGGCGAUCUGGUGGGCGGCCAAACACGGGAGCGAGAAGCUGGCAGAAGCUCUACUCAGGAAGCCUGGGUGUGAGGUGAACGAGUUGGACAAGGAGACAGGUUGUGCGCCACUUUAUCGAGCGAUCAUCAGCAACUCGGACGCUGUGGUCCAGCUUCUCAUCCACAAUGGAGCAGACGUCAACAUGCGCAGACUCGGCUUCGGCGUCGGAGCAGAAACUCCGCUGAUCAAGGCCGUUCAGUUGAACAACAAAGCAAUUUGUGAAUGCCUAAUCAACUCCCUGUGCAACAUCCAGGCAAGAACAGACAACAACAUGAACGCCCUCCACUACGCCGUGGCAUACCGGCGCUACGACAUCUGCGAGGUGCUUUUAGAGAACCAGAUCAAGAUCCAUGCCAAGAGCACCCAUGGCGUUACAGCAAUGACGAUCGCCAUCGAACAUCACAAUGCAGCAAUGGUCAAGAUACUCAUUCAAUACGGCUACAAGAUUGACAAGAAAUACAAAUGGAAGGAGACGCCAUUAGAGCAGGCAAUAAAGCUCCAUAGUGAGGCUUGUGCAAUUACUCUUGUUCACGCCGGAUGUAGCAUAGACACUCUGCGUGGGAAGCCAUCUUUCUUCUACAUGGCACUAAACGAAAAACUAUUUUCCUUAGUGAAGCUUUUAGUGGACUUAAGGCCAUCCUUCCUCAACGAAAGCUGGAUCUGGUCGAGACAAUGGCCUGUUGCAAUAUUUCAGAUGCCCGAAGUGUGUGUUUGGUUGACUAACGAGAGCCGCAAGCCAAGGAGUUUGAAGUCAAUGUGCAGGGGGAAAAUAUUCAAAAUGCUUGGAAGAUAUCCUAGUUCCAAAUCAGACAAACUGCCAAUACCUGACGGACUUAAAGAAUUCCUUAAGUAUAACCACCAUAUUAGAGAAGAGUUUUAUUGUCAAAUUCCGUUGGAUAUUCAAGAAUGCCCAUUCGAUUGUCCUUCCGGCUGUCCCAUCAAGUACUGUCCCCCUCUCGACAUCCCAUCAUCAGACUCAGACGGGAUUGAUUUCUGAACAGUUUGGGGUUGUUUUCCACUACUUAUACAACUUGAUGGACAGCUCAAAGUGUAGUCGACCGCCUCUGUGAUCUAUUGGAUAGAGUGACGAGAUCAGAUAUAUUUUUUUCAGACACAGCUACAAAACCACAUAUUUAUUUUUAUCUAAAAUCAUGAGCCUUAUAUUUUUGUGGAUUUCGGAUUUGUUAACAGUCUGAAGCACAUUAUUUUUCUCUUCUGAAUUUACGGGGACAAUUUAUUUUUUCGAUACAAUCCGACAAUAUUUGGCAAAAUGUCCACACAAAUCUAAUUAAACACAACAACGUCAUUGUUCGGGUUAGACUCUCAUUCGAUGUGUUUCGAGAUGCAGUGAAGAUGUGAUCAUCGGUUUUAAUCUGACAUAUGCAUGGUACGUUCUGUUUGUUUGUUUGUUUGUUUGUUGUUUAACGCCGCACUCAGCAAUGUUCCAGCUAUAUGACGACAGUCUGUAAAUAAUCGAGUCUGGACCAGACAAUCCAGUGGUUGACAU
This is a messenger RNA of Haliotis rufescens (red abalone), 3110 nucleotides long. RefSeq names its product putative ankyrin repeat protein RF_0381. Gene Ontology annotation, cellular component: ciliary inversin compartment. Gene Ontology annotation, molecular function: protein binding. Gene Ontology annotation, biological process: protein localization to ciliary inversin compartment; intracellular signal transduction. The record is from RefSeq and is a predicted model, not a curated record. Lineage: Eukaryota; Metazoa; Mollusca; Gastropoda; Lepetellida; Haliotidae. Bases 1290 to 2600 code for a protein of 436 amino acids. The transcript has 5 exons.